AUGUACGAGACGCACUGGAGGGAGGUGGAGGGGGAGUUGGCUGAUAUCCUGAGAGAUGACAAGGAGUACGUGGCUCAAGAUGUGAUAGAGGACAGACCAAAGGCAUUCAAGCAGGCUGCGACAAAUUAUAUCAGGUAUACUCGGUGUGCAAACAAACUAAACAUUUGCCUUGACCAGAUGGUUCACGCCAAUAAAAGGAUAACUGUUCGGACGCUUUUGGAAGCGACUAUAUCAAGAAUGCUUCAAGUCAAGCAAGAACUGGUCAAUCAAGAACUUUCUGACUUCAACUAUCUUGACGGGGUGUUAGCUGACAUGAGAUUGACUCCCUACGACGUGGAGUGCCAAGUACCAAGGUACUACAGACGUGAGAGGGCCGAGAAGAUAGCGAAGAUCAACAACGACAUAGAUGCCAUUCUGGAGGAACUUGGUACAGUAUUUUCUAAUUAUACAGAUUACUACGGUCCAAAAUAUAUUCCAGGGUAA
Messenger RNA from Macrosteles quadrilineatus (aster leafhopper), 483 nucleotides. RefSeq names its product dynein regulatory complex protein 11-like. Lineage: Eukaryota; Metazoa; Arthropoda; Insecta; Hemiptera; Cicadellidae. The coding region runs from base 1 to 483 and encodes 160 amino acids. The record is from RefSeq and is a predicted model, not a curated record. The transcript is spliced from 3 exons.